AUGCCGCGGGACGUGUUGGCCAGGGUACAUUUCUACCACAUCAAAAAGGCACUGAUGGCUAAAUCAAGACAUAAGGGCUCGCUUCCUGAUCAAUACCGCAUGAUAUCCUUAUAUACAGAUUUAUCGGCUGUCACUCUACAAAUACGCAGGAAAUUGGCCCCAUUGACGGCGGCCUGCCGAGAGCACAAAAUCUUGUACAAAUGGGGUUUCCCCACCCGUCUCCUCAUCCACAAGAACGAGCGACUGCAUGUGAUCCGAUGUCUCCAAGACGGGCUUCGGGCUUCAUUUGUUAUUCCCAUGGGGAGUGGAUGGUUUAUCUGUGACAUCAUAGCUAAUAGUUCCACUCCUAAAGAGAAUCAAGAGGCAAUCAUAGUAGCCCUACCUAAAGCCGGAAAAUCACCUGAACAACCCUUUUCCACUGAUCAAGUGGGCUUUGUACAAGGCAGACAGACCUAUGAAAAUACUAGAAGAGUGCUUAAUCUUCACCAUGUUGGGUCAGGUUGCGUGCCAUCUGUGUUUUUAGCCCUGGACGCUGAGAAGGUGUUUGAUUGCAUUCAUUGGGGGUAUGCCUUCUCGGUGCUCCAGGCUCCAGCAAAGCGCUCCUCAAAAGCCUUAUUAGAAAAACUUCACUCAAAAUAUUCACAGAAAUCAUGGGCGGAGACAUAUAAACUUGUCCGUUAUUGUCUGUUCCCCUGGACAGGUUUUAAUAAAUCUCCCCCUAGGAGUGAUAAGCCUGCGGCAGCUACUAUAAAAGGCUUAACAGAACAUCCGAUUGUUAGAUGCACAAAUACAGUGCAAGAAGCUAUAAAAGCAAAAUCCCUUUCAACUUUAUUAACCCGAAUAGAAUCCAUAUCAAAGCAAAAGGGAUUGGAGUCCCACUUGGGCCCAAAUGGAAGAAUCUGCUACAUAACAUCAGAAAUGUUCUACAUAGAAGUGCAAGUGAAGAAAAAUGGACAUGUAGCAUUCGUCAAGCUGGCUCACCACGGUGAAUCCCCAACAAUCUGCCAGGAACUACUGCUUCUUCUCAGAAAUAAAGAUUUUGAAGGCUUUGGCAAAAGUUUGGAAGGCCUUUUACAUUUGUACAGCAUUCCAGGUAACAGUGAUAUCAAAGCUAAAGUGUAUGUAGCCUUGCGUAGUCUAGAAGAGGAUAUGAGUGCAUUGUUUAAUCUCAGCAGACUUUCAAAUGACAAGGAUAGAAUAACUACAAUCCUACAGGGACAAGUAGGCUUCGUCUCUUUCAGAAGUGGAGGAACACCAAUGAACAUUCAGUAUUAUAUUUCACCAUAUCAAAUUCUGGAAGAAAAACUAAAACCAGGCAUUCGUGUGGUUGGAACAAAUGUAUCGGUAACAGUUGCCGGCACAACAAACUGGUACCAUCUUCAAGUGACCCCAUUAUUUCAAGAGAUUGAACAAGAAGGUGGAAGCAUCCACAGGUUUUCAUCGCUCACAGAUGAAUCCAGUAUGGCCCUGCCAGCAUGUUUCUUUCUAAGAUUUGAUACUCCAGAGCCUGUUCUGCUCACGUUAAUUCAGAAGAUCCAAAACAUUACUGGCCUUCCUGUUGUUUUUACAAAACAAGGCCCAAUGCAUGAGCUGGUCAUUGGAACAAAACAUAAAAGGCACACAGAUUUAGUCAGUCAAGAGAUCCAGUUUGUUGUGUCUAUUUCAGGUUGUAAAGAUCAUUGUUAUGUGGUUAACAGCAGAAUGGGUGGUGAAAAUGCUGUGAUUGGUGCAUUGGUCAGCAAAAUACCCUUUAUUCACCCAAGCCAUAUCCCAUCAAUUCUGGAAGUUUUAAGACACCAAGCAGCCUAUAAUACUCUGAUUUAUAGCUGCAUAUCUAGCACAAUAAAGUUUUCAGAUCAUACAAGAAUGCUUCAUUUUGAAGUCUCCCUGCAAAGAGAGUUUAAGAUCUGCAUUUCAUUUCAGCAUCCCAAAGGGGGCAGUCUGUCCUGUGUUGUUGUUGAAGUCUUGAACUGCAGGAAAAUAAUGUGCAGUCUCCAUACUAGCUCCUCAGACCCGCCAUCACCCUGCAACAGUGAUUUCAUCAUGAAAGUUAUGGAAAGUUGUAUGUCCAUUCCCUUAACAAUGAGAACCAUCUUUAAGAAGGCACAGGAAGCAGAAGUUUCUGAAGAUAUGGUGAUAAAUUGUGUAAAUGGAAACAAUGUUUUGCCCCAAAGCUGUUCAGAAUAUCAAAAAGAGGCUGCUAUGGACCAACAACCUAGUAUCCCACAUGACAUGCAGCCAACUUUUCAGAAGAAUAUCCCCAAUAAUUUAAUCUAUGACCAUAAUGAGGAUAUUUUCCCGGAUGAGAAUGAUGCCUUACAUUCAGUUGAUGAACCUUGUCCCUAUCCUGCUCAAGAACUAAGCUCGAGUUAUACCGAAGACUCCUAUUUUCACCCUGUAGAAAUCAGUUCUAGUGGGGUAGAUGAGCACAAUUCUACGGUUGCUGAGCAAUCUUAUUCUAGUGUAGCAGAGGAGCCCAGUUCCAGCAUUGUACAGGAACUCAGCCCUAUUAUGGCUGAAGUUCCAAGUCCUAAUUUAGCUGAGGAUCCAAGUUCCAGCAUUACAGGAGAGCUGAGUUCAAGUAUUACUGAGGAGCUCAGCUUGAGUGUUUCAGGACUAGUGAUGGCACGAUCCAUACCUGAACAUGAAAUGGAUGAAUGCUAUUCAUAAUCAAUCAAAUAAAUAAGGUAAUA
Molecule: messenger RNA, 2693 nt
Organism: Hyla sarda
Lineage: Eukaryota; Metazoa; Chordata; Amphibia; Anura; Hylidae
Product: mediator of RNA polymerase II transcription subunit 1-like
Exons: 20
Coding region: 1-2670 (889 amino acids)
Biological process (GO): regulation of transcription by RNA polymerase II; cellular response to thyroid hormone stimulus
Cellular component (GO): mediator complex
Molecular function (GO): nuclear retinoic acid receptor binding; nuclear thyroid hormone receptor binding; transcription coregulator activity
Source: RefSeq, a predicted model, not a curated record